Molecule: messenger RNA, 3980 nt
Organism: Argiope bruennichi
Lineage: Eukaryota; Metazoa; Arthropoda; Arachnida; Araneae; Araneidae
Product: proline dehydrogenase 1, mitochondrial-like
Exons: 13
Coding region: 34-1875 (613 amino acids)
Cellular component (GO): mitochondrion
Molecular function (GO): FAD binding; proline dehydrogenase activity
Source: RefSeq, a predicted model, not a curated record
ACAAAAUUUUCAUUAGUGAUCCAGAGCUUUCGAAUGGCCGCACGUGGUGUGAUUGUCUGCCUCCAAAAAUCUAACCCAAAAUACUUUCAUCGGUCUUAUUGUUCGGUCCGAAAUGAAUUACAGAAAGAACAACAUCGCUCGAAAUCAACAACAGCUUCUGUUGUGGCUUCUGCAGAUGAUGUGGAAGGGGUGAAAUAUCAGAAGGAUGUUCUUGAUCUGACGUUCGAAAACACCAAAGAUGCUUACAAGAGUAAAACCACGUGGGAAUUGAUCCGGGCGCUCAUGGUUUUGAAAUUAUCUACAUAUGACUAUCUAGUCGAAAACAAUCAGAAGCUUCUGAAACUUGGUAAGAAGAUUCUGGGACCAUCCUUGUUCCAUUACCUGAUGAGGCAGACGUUCUACGGUCACUUCGUGGCAGGCCAAGAUGAGCAGGAGAUCCUUCCCACAAUUCAGCGCAUGCAGUCUUUUGGUGUCAAGAGCAUCCUCGAUUACUCGGCCGAAGAAGACCUCAGCGAGGAACAGGCCAGAGAGGCCGAGAUGAGUGGUUGCCGAUCAUCUGCAUCUGAAGAUGGAAAAUUAGGAGAGCUUAAACAGUACCAGCCAUAUGAAGAGUUUGCUGACAGGAGAAAGUAUUGUCCUGUUGCUAGGACUUAUUUUUACCUGGAUGAAGCACAGUGCGAAAAAAAUAUGGAAACAUUCCUAAAAUGUAUCAGUGCAGUGGCAGGUUCAACACAAUGCACUGGUUUUGCCGCCAUCAAAAUGACAGCUCUGGGUAGACCGCAACUUCUGAUGCAACUGUCCGAAGUGAUAGCACAGACUCGUAAGUUCUUCUCCAGUGUGACAGGCAAGCAGGCUCGAAUGGCUCUGGAGAAUGUGAGUCCAGAGUUCCUUGAGCACAAGCUUGAGGAUUUCCAUUUUAAUGUAGAGAAAAAAGAAGUGAGAGAGUUCUUGCAGCACAUGGACUAUGACAAGAAAGGUUUAAUGAAUCUCUAUUGUUGGAGUGGAUUGGUGGAUAUGGAUUAUGUCAUUUCAGAUCUCUUCAAGGUGCCCAACCUCAAGACAGGGACAAUGGAGCCCAUUAUCUCAGCAUUGACAGAAGAAGAGGAAGAAAUGUUUAGGAAUAUGAUGAGAAGAUUGCACCAUAUUGCAAAGGUUGCACGGGAGAAAGAUGUUCGUGUAAUGAUUGAUGCUGAACAGUCAUAUUUCCAGCCAGCUAUUAGUCGCAUAACUAUGGAAUUGAUGCGCAAAUAUAACAAAGAAAAAGCCAUUAUUUUCAAUACAUACCAGUGUUAUCUCAAGGAAGCUUUCAAUAAUGUUGUAUUGGACCUUGAAUUGGCAGAUAGGCAAGAUUUCUACUUUGGUGCCAAACUCGUCAGAGGAGCUUACAUGGAACAGGAGCGGUUUAGAGCCAAACAAAUAGGUUAUGAAGAUCCCAUCAACCCCACUUAUGAAGCAACUAGUGAAAUGUAUCACAAAAUUUUGACUCAAGUUUUGCAUCGUGUUGUGAGAAAAGGAGAUCGUAAAACUGCUGUCAUGGUAGCCACACAUAAUGAAGAUACCGUCCGAUUCACUGUACAAAAGAUGGAGGAAAUGGGUAUUAAACCUGAACACAAAGUGAUUUGCUUCGGUCAACUCUAUGGAAUGUGUGAUCAUGUUAGCUUCCCACUUGGUCAAUCUGGUUAUUCAGUGUACAAAUAUGUCCCAUAUGGGCCCAUUGAUGAAGUUCUUCCCUAUCUUUCUCGUCGCGCACAAGAAAACCAUUGUCUCCUGAAGAAAUCUGAACGGGAGAGGAAACUCAUGAGGAAAGAGAUCUUCAGAAGACUCCUCGCUGGUCAAGUCGUCCACAAGCCUGAGGGAAAUUACAGGCCUAUAUGAAGGACAUGACCUUUGGGAAGAAUUAUUCAACAUUCAUAUGAUGUUGAUAGAAGUGUUAAAUUUGAUGACUUUAAAGCAACACUUCUUCCUUGGCAUCAUGUUACUACAAAGUGAAACUUUGAUGUUUCUUGCAUAUAGAUCUGUAUGUAGAAUGCAAUGUCAUUAUCUAUAUGGAGAACAAUCAUUAAGUUUUCCUUUGGCAUAAUUAUUAUUUUUUCUCUGGCAACAAAUUUCUGUUGCUGAAUCAGAGAAUUGUUAAUUGAUAAGUCUCAAUAUCUGACCCUGAAUCUGAUUUCUUUUUCAGUAUUUUAGCUCUACUCUUUUCUUUUAUUCUUAUGCAAGCUGCCUAAUUGGUUGCAGUGUGUUUUAAUAAAUGCCAAUUUUUUUUUCUUUUCUUUCUGCAUAAUUAAGCCAUUCAGUUUGGUUAACAUUAUUAAGUAACUUCUAUUACAAGAGUUUUUCAAGUGAAUGUAUUUUAGUACGAGUCCAUUUUUGGUUUGAUUUUAAAAUGAUCACUAGUUACUUGGAUAACUGUUUUCUUUCUAUCCCAAUACUUUGAUGAGUUAUAUCCAUGAAUUAAUUCUGAAAGAUUAUUUUAUAAAAUUAUAAUUCGUUUUACUUAAUGUGGUUUCAAAAGAAUUUUGCAUGUUAAUUUAAACAAUUAAUUUUAGUUUUAAUAUUUAUUAAUCCUAUUUAAAUAAAACUUGACUUUGAUUUUUGGGUAACUGCUUUGUUUGAAAUGAUUUUUGUAAAUCCUAAAUCUUUUCAAGUUCCAUUUAUUUUUUCUAAAUACUCAAGAUAUUUCUCUUAAAAACAAGAAUAAUUUUAUGUAAGAAGGAAAUGAAUUAUCUUAAUUCUUUAUUAAUAUAUACAGCAUUAAUUAAUGAAUUGCUAUUGUGACAAAUGCAACUGAAACGAUGCAGCGAAUCUUUCUAUUCUUCUGUGUGAGAAAAUGAUAUUUGUAAUCCAAAUGAAAGAUUAAAUGAGUGCUGUUUUAAGUCUUUGUUUAAUUAUAUUUAAUAUAGAAACAGAUGCCAUUAUGCAAGUUUUAACUAUACUUGGAAUCUAUUUAAAGUUUAUAUUUUUGAAAUUGUUAUAAAAUAUAAUAUUUGCAUGAAAAUCCUAGUUCUACAAUUUAUUUAUUAGGCAUUAUAAUUGUGUUGAGAAAACUUGAAAACUGUCUGUCCCAGCUGUUAUAGGAUGAUAGCAUUAUUUUUAUUUAAUGUUUUGUACAGUAUUGUCUUUGUAGCAUAAGAAACAGAAGCAUUUUUUUUUUUAUUUGAAGAAAUGACGAAAUUUGAUCUGAUUUAAUAUAUCCAGAAUUUUUGACAUUAUUUUCUCUUUUUGAAAAUAACUAAUAUAUUGUAGGAUUGACAAAUUUUUCUUUGUUUUGGAAGAAUUAGUUCUAACAUACAUCCUGAUAAAAUGCGUGGUUAGCCCAAAACAAUAGAAUUGUUUCUAUCCAGUAUUUUUAAUAGAUAAUGUGUGUGUCAAAAUUAGUAGUGGUAAGGAAUAUAUAUUAAUAUUUUCAAAAAAAUAACGCAUUUAUGAAUCUCUCUGUAGACAUUUAUUAAUAUCAAAACUUGCAAAGUGCUUGGUUAUCGAUAAAAUUUGAGAUUACUAUAAAAUCUGCUUUAACUUUUUUGGAUAUUAUGCAUUGUGAUCAAAGUUCUGCAAAUGCAUUGAUUCUUCUUCUUAUCUGUAAUUGUAAAAAAAAAAAAAAGUGUUUGAAUAGGAACAUACUUCUAUAUGUCUGUACCUAAUGCCAAUGGGAACUUUGAUACUGUAAUUUUGGGCUAGGAUUUAUGGAUGAUAAAAAUUAUUCAUAUUAGUUACUGUGUUCAACCAUUAUUGCUGCAAACAGUUUUUAAGUUAAAUGUAUAUUUUUUUUCGUGAUUUCAACACAGUUUUAUAAUACUUAAAUUUUUCUUCCUGUGAUAUCUUUUAUUCUCAAAAUAAAGAAAAAAAUAUAUAUAUUGAGCCUGUGAUUUUCCAGUGAAUCUCUUUUUGCUGCCCCAUGAAUCUCGGUUUUGUUUUUGUGAAAGAAAUUUGUUUUCAAAAUCUCAAUGGAAUGUAUAUUUUAAAAAUAAAUAGUUUUGAACUUA